ACCCAGGUGCCAGGCCCACUGGAGGCCCGGGUUUCUUCCUUCCCACCUCAUGGCCAUCCCCAGGCUCCCCUUUCACACUUAGGAGACAAUGGGCCUGGGCCUCACAGCAGGGGAUGCUCAGGCUCAGGUCCCUCCCCACCCCCAGAGAGCCCCUCAGCCCCUGUGAACGUCACUGUCAGGCACCUCAAGGCCAACUCUGCAGUGGUGAGCUGGGACGUCCUGGAGGACGAGGUUGUCAUCGGAUUCGCCAUCUCUCAGCAGAAGAAGGACGUGCGGAUGCUGCGCUUCAUCCAGGAGGUGAACACCACCACCCGCUCGUGCGCGCUCUGGGACCUGGAGGAGGACACCGAGUACAUUGUACACGUGCAGGCCAUCUCCAUUCAGGGCCAGAGCCCGGCCAGCGAGCCCGUGCUCUUCAAGACGCCGCGUGAGGCCGAGAAGAUGGCCUCCAAGAACAAAGAUGAGGUGACCAUGAAGGAGAUGGGGAGGAACCAACAGCUGCGGACAGGCGAGGUGCUGAUCAUUGUCGUGGUCCUGUUCAUGUGGGCCGGUGUCAUUGCCCUCUUCUGCCGCCAAUAUGAUAUCAUCAAGGACAAUGAACCCAAUAAUAGCAAAGAAAAAACCAAGAGUGCGUCAGAAACCAGCACACCGGAGCACCAAGGCGGGGGUCUUCUCCGCAGCAAGGGAGGCUGUGGGGCUGCCUGCCGGGCAGCGUCCUGGCUGCCAUCAAGCCUUUGCUGGAUCCAGCCAUCAAGGAAGGACUUGUUUGGGGUGCGAUGCACAACUUUGCAAGUGUAUAAGAUGAUAUCUGUUCUGUCUUUUGGAAAACACAAUCGAAGGGCUUUACUCCAGAGGGCAGAAGGAUUUCCUGAGCUGGUUGCCUGCAUCCUUGAUCUUCUCUGGCCCAUGUUUUGACUGUAAGAUCAUUGGUCUGGGGUCUGAAGAAGACAAAGUGGGAAAGAGACCUGGAAGGUACUGGCUCCGUUUUUAGGAAAAGUCUCUUGGAGUUGCCACAAUGCUGGCUUGCACAACUGAACAGGUAUGUCCACAUGGGACACCUAGGGGCUGCUAAAUCACCCCUCUGGGGUGGAAGCUGCUGGAAGGCAGGCCUGAGCCAUUCACUGCGGACAGUCAGAGUGGGCCUGGCCUCUGGGGUCUCCAUGUCUUGCCAUCUCAUCCGGGGGUUCUGUGAAAGCUCGCCAGGGGCCUCAUGUCCUCCCCUAGAGCCUGAGUGGUGUGAGGUGACAGGUCUCUCUCCACUGCCUCUUUCUGGUUUAAAACACAAAUGGUGCUUGCUAAGCGAAGGCAGACCCUUCCCUCGGACUGACAAGUUGUGACUGCUGAACGCCUACGUGGGAAGAGACGGACCUCUGCGUCCCCAUUGGUGACUGAGAUGAGAGUGUGGGCAGACGGCGCCUGGCACAAGCCUGGCACAUAGUAGGCGCCCACUGAGUACCAGUUGAACUGAAGGAUAAGAGCAAUGGCCCCCAGCCGGAGAGCUGAAAGCCAUGACCCAGCGACCGCCCCUUCCUUCCGGUCUCUAAGCGCUCUCGCGGCUGGGUCAACCACCACUCUGCGUUGCCCGAGUGUGGAGCACAAGGAAGGAGGAGAGACAGGGUAAAAGGCAGAUGUCAGCGACACUAAGGGCUUCCUCAUGGGAGGGCAUGAGGCUCCACUCAUUGUCUUGUGACUUCCAUCCCUGCUGAAUGGGGCUGCAAGGCCAAGGCUCCUUAGGGGAGAGGUCCUUACCUCCGAUCCAGUUAGAGCAAUAACCACUUUUUAAAUGUAAAAUAAAAAGACAAAUGAAAAGGCA
Messenger RNA from Phacochoerus africanus (Common warthog), 1813 nucleotides. It is a transcript of the gene FNDC5, whose product is annotated as fibronectin type III domain containing 5. The coding region runs from base 277 to 915 and encodes 212 amino acids. Gene Ontology annotation, biological process: positive regulation of brown fat cell differentiation. Gene Ontology annotation, molecular function: protein binding. The transcript is spliced from 5 exons. NCBI's taxonomy places the organism in Eukaryota, Metazoa, Chordata, Mammalia, Artiodactyla, Suidae. The record is from RefSeq and is a predicted model, not a curated record.